Molecule: messenger RNA, 4512 nt
Organism: Talaromyces stipitatus ATCC 10500
Lineage: Eukaryota; Fungi; Ascomycota; Eurotiomycetes; Eurotiales; Trichocomaceae
Product: polymerase, putative
Exons: 8
Coding region: 1-4512 (1503 amino acids)
Molecular function (GO): catalytic activity
Source: RefSeq, a predicted model, not a curated record
AUGGCACGGAAUCGCUCUGAACCCGACAAGAGGUCUCUACAAAAUGUUCUGCAAGAGACAACCACUGCUGCUACCACCAGAGCAGCCAAGGGUCAGAAAAUCUUCAGCCCAAUAGCUGCUUUUCUUGAUAAACACCGCAACCAGACGGCUGGCCUCAGCCCUUAUCUACAAGGAGCUCUUGCCACUCUAAGUGAUAAUCUAGCCACUGUGGCUCAACACCAUUUUAAUGCCUAUAUAAGUAGCAUCACUUCUACUCUCUCUACCCAUUCCCCUGCCCCAGCCCUUUCCCCUAUCCCUAGUCCCCUUCCCCCUACGCCCCCUCCCUCUUGUCCCCCCUCCGGCCUCACGCAGUCCUCCUACGCAACAAUCACUAAGUCCAACCCAGCCAGAUCAGACCAUGCCACAAAAAUGAUAGACUCUUACGCAAUCUAUACUAGCCUCCGGGCCCAACUAGGUAUUAACAGCAACGCCUUGAAAGAAGUACAAACUACAAAGACCAGGUUCGCUCUCUGUCCUGCAACUAUGGAGGCCCUUUCAACCCUUGAGGCUCAAAAGGAAGUCAUAUCGACGUACUUUGGUAACUGCCAAGUUGAAUGCAGCGCACGAUGGAUCUCAUAUAGAGUUACAAACCUGCCAAGAAAGAUUGGCCAAAUUACUAAUGGCCAAUACUCCAUGAUCCCAGUCGACCCUGCGACACUAUCUACUGAAAUUGCCGAGCAAACAGGCUAUAGACCCAUAUCUGUCAGUAAGACUACCGCUAGUGCUGCCAAUGUCAACUCACCAUCUUCAAGCUGGUUUAUCAAUUUCUCAGAAGACUCAAAAGCCUCUCUCUCAACCCGGCUCCAUCUUUUCGGCACUAUCACCAAUGCUUGCUUCCUUACUAGGAAGGUAACAAUCAUCCAAUAUAACCACUGCUGGAAAUGGCAUAAUGCACAGUCCUGCGCACAAUCCCCAAGAUGUCGACUCUGCGGCUCAUUAGAACAUAUAGAAGAAGAACAUAACAAUAGCUGUUCUACUCUAAACCCUCACUGCUGUCCUCUAAGAUGCUUUCACUGCCAUGGACCCCAUCUAGCAGACUUCACUGACUGCCCACUCCGCCCUAAAGCUGGCACCACUCGCACCAAAGCCCAACGAGCAGAAAUCCGCAAAACAUGCGCCAUCAACCUAGCAAAGGCCCGUACAGAACAAGGCUGCUCCUCAGAGUUAUCUGCUACCACACAAGAACAGCACAUGGUCAUAGAUACUCCACCUACACAAAUCCAGGUCGCCUCACCUUUCCGACCAACCACUCCCCCACCUCCGGCGCCCUCUCAGGAACCUCCUGUCACAGCUAGCGUGGAACCAUAUAUAUUUUCAAAUCUAAGCCAAAAAAUCACUAAGAGACAUCCUUCAUAUGAAUGUUUCUCUCCAACAGAUAGCUGGACAGUAACUGGACGGCCCCGUGUCCUUACCUAUGUCUGGAAAAAUGCAGGCCUACAAGCAUCCCAGCUUUGGCCUAUCAUUACAGAUCCAGCAACCCUAUCCGACCUACUCUUUCUGCAAAUUUUCUCCUCAACUGGACAAUCAGUCCUCACUAUCAACGCCUAUAACGCCCCAGCUGGCUCCACCAGAGCUAGUAAAGCUAUGGAGACCCUUAUAUCCCUUCCAGAGACAUUAUUCCUACAACCUACUCUCCUCACUGGAGACUUCAAUCUUCUACAUAUUAGAUGGCAACCCUCCCUGACUUACCGUCCUGCUGUAUCAGCGGACCCCUUUAUUAAAUGGUUAGAUCAUCUAGGCUUUAUCCUCAUAUCAGAAAUAGACUGUCUAACCCAUACAAGAGGCAAUGUUCUAGACCUCACCUAUGCUACUAGCUCACUAGCGCUGAGCAGACUACACACUAGCACCGUCCCUCACCUAGACUCAACCUCUGAUUAUACACUACUGCUAACCACUAUCCCGUGGGACCAAAGACACACACUACCUACCCAAAAAAUAAGAUUCGAUACACUUGACCAACCCCUCUUUCUAUCUCUCCUCUCCACUAACCUCUCACAGAUCCAACCGCUGGACUCCUCAAAGGCCAACCUAGAGUCACUAGCCCAAGGGCUGACCUCGGCAAUACACAAGGUCUUCGAUAUUAGCAAAUGGCACAAAUCGAGGGGGUCAUAUCGCAGCCCUCCUCUCAAGGAUCCAUUACGGCCGGAUAAUCCACCUGCAGUCUCUGUUCAGGAGAAGCGAGACCUACUAGUUCGCAACCUCCUGCAAAACACAACAGAGGCAGGAGAUAUCCCGCUAGACUGCCCAGCUGUCCCUACCACUACCCUUCCGUUCCCUGAGAUCACCAUGGCACAAGUGGAAAAGUCUAUCUUAAAGGCCAGAAACACCGCUCCAGGAGAAGACGAACUCCAAACUAACAUCCUAAAGACGGCUUGGCCACUGAUCAAAGACAAGAUCUUAUUCCUAUUCCAAGGCUGCCUACGAUUAGGAUAUCAUCCAAAAUGUUUCAGACAUGCAAUUCUCACUAUUCUGCAAAAGCCCAGUAAAGAAGACUGGACCAACCCUAGGUCCUACCGGCCCAUCGCUCUCCUCUCUGUCCUAGGAAAGGGUCUUGAACGUCUAGUGGCACAGAACAUGGCCUGGAUAGCAAUCCACUACAAGGUCCUGGCAAGCCAACAAUUUAGAGCCCUUCCUCUAAGAUUAGUAAUCAACCUUACCACAUGUCUAACACACGACAUAGAACAAGCCCUGAACCAAGGGAAAACAGCAUCUCUACUAACCUUCGAUGUGGAAGGAGCAUUCGAUAAUGUCCUCCCAGGGAGACUCACCUACUGGCUCCGGACACAAGGAUGGCCAAACAAUCUAAUACUCUGGAUCAGCUCUUUCAUCACAGAAAGAACCAUACAGAUCCGAUUUGAUAAUGAACUUGGUCCUCAUACAGAUAUAUCAUGUGGCCUUCCCCAAGGCUCCCCUAUCUCCCCUAUUCUCUUUAUACUUUACAUUGCACCGCUCUUCCACAUGGGUAACCCUAGAACUAGAUUUGGAUACGCAGAUGAUGGAGCAACCCUAGCAAUCUCUCCGUCCCUCUUAACUAAUUGCCAGACACUGAGCGAAUCUCUACAGGACGCAAUUGAAUGGGGCACUGCGGAAGGAAUCACUUUUGCACCAAAUAAAUAUGAACUUAUGCAUUUCUCUCGGCAUCGAGCAGAUCAAGAUCCUGCAACAACCCCCUCAGUCUUAAUGGGCUCAGUCACAGUUACUGAAGCAACUGACCAAAUGACAUCCAAAGUGCUCACUAUAGCUAGCGCCCUCCGCUCGCUUGGAAAUACAGUCCAUGGAAUGAGGCCACACCUCCUCCAACAGGCCAUAUCGGCCUGUGUCCUCCGUAAAGUCUACUUCGGCGCAGAGACGUGGUGGCCAGGCCGCACCCGAUUUCGUUCCCGCCCUCAGGCAGACACUCCCCCAAUCUCAAACCUAGUGAAUAAACAUCUAACGGACCUAUCUACUGUCAUUCUAACAGGGGCAAGGGCAAUUCUACCUGUUUUCCGCACUACCCAGUUACCUGUCCUACACCGAGAGUCAGGGUUUUACCCUCCUAAGAUUGAGCUUGAUCAAAUCGCCCUCACUGCAUCCACACGCCUAAGCCGCCUAGACCCAUAUCACCCUCUUCGAAGACGAGCCAGAGCCAUAGCCCGAACAGGCCACCCAACUAGCCGCUUCGCGCGCCGAGUGCUCGCACUCCCCAACAUGGAAAAGAUCAACCCACUGCUUCAUCCACCCUGGAGUACAAAAGAACCCAGAGAAGCAGCCUUAAGAUGGGUCGGUGCCCCGUCAGGACGCACAAGAGAAGAAGCGGCGGACAACUUCCAAAUACUCCUGCAAUCCAUCCCCAAUAACGAUAUUAUAAUCUACUCAGAUGGAUCCAAAUUAGAAAAUGGCCAAACAGGUGGUGGUUAUGUUGGCUCCUCUCAAGCCAUCUUCGAGUCAUUCAACACACUUGCCGCUACCUGGCCAUCAAGAAGGAGACUCCUCCAAAUUGAGAGACAUGCCAACAUCCCUAGAAAUGAAGCAGCAGACUACGCUGCCAAAGAGGGCGCGGGAAAAACCGUCCCUAUCUCCCACCCAUGGUCAUAUGCAGCAUUUAAGCGACAUACCAAAUCACAAGCUGCCUCAAGAGCACAGACAUAUUGGCAGGCAGCGGCUCCACGCCCACCAGAACUCCAGCUUCCCCGCCAUAUCUUAGGACGAAUCCUUGCAGCACGCACAAAACAUGGAGACUUCGCAGACUACCAUGAAUGGUUCAAUCACACAGAUGCCCAUCUCACGUGCCGAUGCGGUGCAAGAAAGUCCCCAAUCCACUUUAUCUUCUGCCAGAUCGCAAAGAGGAAGGCUCCUAGAUUCCCUAGACAUCCUUCGGAAGUCAUUCCUUUCCUCCUGGGCACCCCAAAGGGCGCCACCAAACUAGCCAAAUGGCUCACGGAGACCCGAUUCUUCGAGGAUAUCUGCCCUCGAAGGCCCCCUCUUAGCACAUAA